ACCGGCACCGCACCGGCAGCGGCAGAGCACCAGCAGCGGCAGCGGGGCGAGCCCUGGCGGCCCCCGCGGGCGGCGGGGAUGGCGGGCCGGGGGCAGCAGGGCGCGCCGGCGGGGGGCCGCGGCCGCUGAGACAGGAGGUUUUCAUUCCCUGUACACCUUUGGGAGGAGCUCACUAUGACAGGGCAGAGUCUGAAGGCUUUAUCUGAAGCAAAUUUUGAAGACAAUGAGAUCAGCAUCAAUGUUGGAGGCUUUAAGAAAAAGAUGAGAUCCAACACAUUAUUAAGGUUCCCGGAGACCAGGCUGGGAAAACUGCUGAGCUGCCACUCAAAGGAGUCGAUACUGGAGCUCUGUGACGACUAUGAUGACACCAAGAAUGAAUUUUAUUUUGACAGGAACCCCGAGCUCUUUCCUUACGUGCUACAUUUUUAUAACACCGGCAAGCUCCAUGUGAUGGGUGAACUCUGUGUGUUUUCUUUCAGCCAGGAGAUUGAAUACUGGGGAAUCAAUGAAUUCUUUAUAGACUCCUGCUGCAGUUACAGCUACCAUGGGAGGAAAAUGGAGCCAGACCAAGAGAAAUGGGAGGAACAAAGUGACCAGGAAAGUACCACAUCAUCUUUUGAUGAGAUUUUGGCAUUCUACAACGAUGCCUCUAAAUUUGACAAACAACCCUUUGGAAACAUCAGGAGGCAGCUCUGGCUUGCUUUGGAUAAUCCUGGGUACUCAGUUUUAAGCCGAAUCUUUAGUGUCCUUUCAAUAGUGGUGGUGUUGGGCUCCAUCGUGACCAUGUGCCUGAACAGCCUGCCAGACUUUCAGAUUAUUGACAGCAAUGGGAACCCCGAGGAAGACCCUCGCUUUGAAAUCGUGGAACAUUUUGGUAUUGCAUGGUUCACUUUUGAACUGGUGGCGAGAUUUGCAGUAGCCCCUGACUUUUUAAAAUUUUUCAAGCAUGCUUUGAAUUUGAUUGACCUCAUGUCUAUUCUUCCAUUUUAUAUUACCUUAAUUGUCAACUUGGUAGUGGAAAGUAGUCCGACUUUAGCAAAUUUAGGCAGGGUUGCACAAGUCCUGAGACUCAUGAGGAUUUUCCGCAUAUUAAAGCUUGCUAGACACUCCACAGGUCUCAGGUCUCUUGGAGCCACCCUGAAGUACAGCUACAGAGAGGUGGGGCUUCUUUUACUUUACCUCUCUGUUGGCAUCUCCAUUUUCUCAGUGGUAGCUUACACCAUUGAGAAGGAAGAGAAUGAGGGGUUAGCCACCAUCCCUGCUUGUUGGUGGUGGGCUACCGUUAGCAUGACCACAGUUGGCUAUGGGGACGUUGUGCCAGGGAGCACUGCUGGCAAGUUGACGGCAUCUGCAUGCAUCCUAGCUGGUAUCCUAGUGGUAGUGCUUCCCAUUACACUCAUCUUCAAUAAAUUCUCCCACUUCUAUAGGCGUCAGAAGCAGUUAGAGAGUGCCAUGAGAAGUUGUGAUUUUGGUGAUGGCAUGAAAGAAGUUCCGUCAGUCAACUUAAGGGACUACUAUGCGUAUAAAGUUAAAUCACUUAUGGCCAGUCUUACCAAUAUGAGCAGGAGCACCCCCAGUGAGCUGAGCCUGAAUGAUUCGCUGCAUUAGUGCACAAGUUUGACAGCAGUUUGCAUGAGAGCUAUCAAGAGCUAUGUUUAUAAGUGUUUUCCUAUUUGUCUUCUUUUUUUUCCUAGAGGAUAGUGUUGCUGACACUGCACUAACUUUGCACUUGAGAAACUAAAGACAUUUCUAUUACAAGUUGACAGUUUGCACAUUUUCAUCCUGUUGCAUAGGUACUAAAUGCUGACUUUUCCAUGCAAAUGUUACAACUUCCAUGACAUUAGUGCUGACAGUAUAGUGAUGAUCUGUUACUUUGUGCAUUUCCUCAUCGGAGCAGAGAAAUGAACGUACCCAAGUGGAAUAAAAAUUCUCAGCUGUGACACGAGUAAUGACAAAAAUCACCUAUCACCUAUGCUGGUACCUGUACUAGUGUAGGACUUCACAUGAAUUUUACAACAAUUUAAAACAAUCACCUGUGAAUCACUGACAUGGGAACACUCUUCCUCAUUUUUCUGACCAGUUAUUCUGGUCAUCACAUGUCUGAAAACACCUCCGAGCUUCACAUUUCAACGGAAGUGUGCUUACUCUCGAGCACAUGUGUUAAAAACUGGGUGUUCUUGUUCUGAAAUGUUAUGUAUGAUAAUAUCUUUCAGAAGCUUCUAAGCAUAAAGAUACCUCUGUUUCCAAGAUUAGGUCAAUACUGAGCCUUCUGAAGAAGCCCACUCUUCAUUUUCAGAUGGCUAUGUAUUCAAAGACUACAUUUCCACAAGUGAUUCCAGAUAUGGAGGCCCAUGAAGAUAUCUCAGGUUUCCAUUUCCAGAAAUGAUCUGCACACAGCUUGGUUCCAGUGAAACUGAAGAUACACUGUAUUUCACUUCAUCAAAAUGGUUCUGAGAUUAGACACACAAAAACGUGGAUUUUCAACAAUUAGAAGCUCCAGUGAAAAACUUGGAUUUGUUUAAUGGAGCAAAAUAUUCCCACAUGAACUGUACAGGCAGCAUUUUAGGAACUGACAUUCAUAUACUGCAAAAA
Messenger RNA from Columba livia (rock pigeon), 2592 nucleotides. It is a transcript of the gene KCNS2, whose product is annotated as potassium voltage-gated channel modifier subfamily S member 2. The transcript has 2 exons. Gene Ontology annotation, biological process: potassium ion transmembrane transport; protein homooligomerization; regulation of delayed rectifier potassium channel activity. The record is from RefSeq and is a predicted model, not a curated record. The coding region runs from base 175 to 1608 and encodes 477 amino acids. Lineage: Eukaryota; Metazoa; Chordata; Aves; Columbiformes; Columbidae. Gene Ontology annotation, molecular function: voltage-gated potassium channel activity; protein binding. Gene Ontology annotation, cellular component: membrane; voltage-gated potassium channel complex.